CUCUUUCUCUCUCUCUCUCUCUCCCUUCGCACCACAUCAUGGACCGGGCUGUCCUCUUCCCCGGGCCCCGGCCGCCGACCGAGAUUGUCUUGGCGGCCCCGGCGCUGCGUAAGCUCCAGGCAGACCAGUCCAAGUGGCUGGUGGACCUCGUGGCCAGCUACCUCACGGAGUCCGUCACCAAGACCCAGCUGCUGGCGCAGCUUGCCGCCAGCCCCUUCGAGGGGGCCCUCACGCAGCAGCAGCUGCUCGGGCUGUUUGCCGCCACGCGGGCCAUCCUACUGGCGGCCAGCCGGCGCCUCGGGGACAAUGUCCCGCCGGCCAUCAUCCUGUCCGAGUGGUGCAUCGACCCGCCCGGGGUCAAGCCCGCCAGUGGGGCCAUCCUCGGUGUGGGUGUCGGUGGCGAUGUGCGCAUUGGUCGGCCAUUUGCCGAGGCGGUGCUGGUGGCCCUGCCCCGGGUGCGUGCCCAUGCCCAGUCGGCGGCUACCCUGCACGCGGUCGGUCCGCGCUUGCAGGGGGCCACUCCGGGCACCGGCAGCCAUGCCCCGCUCAGCCCGCCGGAGCACCUGCCCCGGCUGCGGUCACUGAAGUGGCGCACAGACAUCGCCAUCUCCACCGGGACCCUGUCGCGUGCCAUGCACCCGACUCUGCUGCUGAGGUUUACCCUGUCCGAUGGCCGGAUCAUCCAGGCUGCCAUGCCGGUGGGUGGCAUCGGUCCCGAGGCCAAUGCCGUGUGGAACCGCCUUCGCCAGAGUGUAGCCAUGGCCGUGUACCGGACGUCCUGCGUCCGGGACCACCCGGUUCUGGCCAUUCGCGACUAAUCCCCCUGCGUGGUAGUCCCUCGGUCCCUGCCCGCGCGGUGGAUGGCCAGGGGGGGGGGAUUUGUCAGGGGGGUGCUCCCGCCUCGUCCUGCCCAGCCUCCCCCCCCCCCCCCUCCC
Fonticula alba is the source of this 935-nucleotide messenger RNA. RefSeq lists its product as hypothetical. NCBI's taxonomy places the organism in Eukaryota, Rotosphaerida, Fonticulaceae. The transcript is spliced from 2 exons. Bases 39 to 818 code for a protein of 259 amino acids. The record is from RefSeq and is a predicted model, not a curated record. Gene Ontology annotation, cellular component: nucleus.